Molecule: messenger RNA, 1380 nt
Organism: Sorex fumeus (smoky shrew)
Lineage: Eukaryota; Metazoa; Chordata; Mammalia; Eulipotyphla; Soricidae
Gene: TCEANC2
Product: transcription elongation factor A N-terminal and central domain containing 2
Exons: 4
Coding region: 30-656 (208 amino acids)
Biological process (GO): DNA-templated transcription
Cellular component (GO): nucleus
Source: RefSeq, a predicted model, not a curated record
GAAGGUAGUUGGCGCCACACCCCCUAGCAAUGGAUAAAUACCUCGUUCGGACGCCUCGGGUCCAGAGCAGUCCUCAGAAGAGAGAUCCUGGAGAAAAGGUUUACAAGCAGGCCACGAUCGAGUCUCUGAAGAGAGUUGUGGUUAUCGACGACAUAAAAAGGUGGAAAACUAUGCUGGAGCUUCCUGGUCAAACCAAAGAGAAUCUCAUGGAAGUCUUACGGGAACUGAAGAAGAAGCUGCCCUCCAGGGAGGUGUUAAAAUCCACGCAGAUAGGGCACACUGUGAACAAAAUGCGUAAGCAUUCAGACUCAGAAGUGGCUUGUCUUGCCAAAGAAGUCUAUACGGAGUGGAGAACUUUCAUUGAACAACAUUCGAAUAAACCUUCCAUUGAAGUCCGAAGUGAUUCCAAAACGGAGACAUUAAGGAAGAAUGCCCAGAAACUACUCUCAGAGGCCCUGGAAUUAGAGAUGGAUCACCUACUGGUUGAAAAUAUUGAGCGGGAAACGUUUCAUCUCUGCUCCCGCCUCAUUAACGGGCCGUACCGGCGCACGGUGAGGGCCCUGGUCUUCACAUUAAAGCACCGAGCUGAGAUACGGGCUCAGGUGAAGAACGGCUCGCUGCCGGUCGGCACGUUUGUACAGACCCACAAAAAGUGACCCAACGCCGCUUCCAACGGGCCUCUCCACCAUUCAAAGCCUCUUUUGAGUCGGGUGGUGGCCACUGCCGCCUGCGCUCGUUCUGCCCAGGUGCCUCUCCUGCCUGCCGACGACAGUGCAGCGGGACCCCCAGGCCUGCUGGAAAGGCGGGGUGGGCCGCGGGGCGCCGGCAGCCUAAUCACAGGAGCGCGGCUGUCCCUGGGAAGGCCCCCGCGCGGUGCUGUCACCCAGCCCGGGGACAGGCUGACGGAUGGCACGGUGAGCAUGCCAAGGACACCUCUAAACUUCCCCCUUGGCAGGCAGAUGAAGCCGCCACUUUAUUUCGCCACCCUGCAGGUAACUGAAACUCAAUUACCGCUGCCGCUCCCUCGGUUCCAUCCCCCUGAGUUUAGACUGCGCCCGAGCCUCUCAGAACUCCCCGGUCUGUUCGCUUUGCUCUCCCCCAGGGGUGAGCCCGCCGGAGCCAGCCACUGCCCCUGCUCCCCAGAACUCACUUAUCUGAAUGUUUCAGCUCUGCCUGGAAGACCUUGGUGCAGGUCCCCCCGGCCCCCAUGCUGGGUCUUCUAAUGAGGAUCUGGCCUGAAGCAUCCCCACGCCUUGGGGUUCAUUUGAAUUAUGCCGGCUCUCUGGGUCUCAGACUCAGCGGAAGAAGAUGCAUAAUGUACAUAAUGGAAAUUUCCCCUGAAAUAAAUUGCUGAGAGAAAAAGGAAACACAGUCCUAUGU